AUGGCCCACCCUGAGCCUGUGAAUCUUCCACCCACGGAUGACUCCCUCCCCGAGAAAGUCAGCCCUAACCCCUCACCCAGGGCCUGGGGCAGCAGCCCGGGCAGUGGGCACAGCCAGGACGUGGACAUUUCAUGGUUUUUCCUCUCCCCCUCCAGCUGCCUAGCAACCUGGGACCCACGAGAGCUCUGGAGGGUGCCAGGCCCCAGGGAAGCCAUGUGGUCCCAGAACCAGCAGCCCAUGCCACCCACACUCUCCCAAAUUCAGCGGACUCGGAAGUGGAUCUUCACACAGUUCAAAUGA
Messenger RNA from Pipistrellus nathusii (Nathusius's pipistrelle), 300 nucleotides. NCBI's taxonomy places the organism in Eukaryota, Metazoa, Chordata, Mammalia, Chiroptera, Vespertilionidae. The record is from the annotation of a GenBank genome assembly.